Molecule: messenger RNA, 1991 nt
Organism: Poecilia latipinna (sailfin molly)
Lineage: Eukaryota; Metazoa; Chordata; Actinopteri; Cyprinodontiformes; Poeciliidae
Product: shaker-related potassium channel tsha2-like
Exons: 2
Coding region: 462-1901 (479 amino acids)
Biological process (GO): potassium ion transmembrane transport; action potential; protein homooligomerization
Cellular component (GO): membrane; voltage-gated potassium channel complex
Molecular function (GO): protein binding; delayed rectifier potassium channel activity
Source: RefSeq, a predicted model, not a curated record
GUAAAAAAGAAAAAAAAAAGCAUCCCGAUGGAUUCUCUGAAAUGAGACAGUAUGAGAGGGACAGCAGCAGCAGCAGCAGCACCAAGUGUCACCCGGUCCGCCAACAUGGGGAGGGCUCUGGAGUUUAAAACGGUGUGAAUAUGAUAGCCCAUCUGGAGCCUCUGGUCCUGCUUAUGCAAGUGGAGAUCUCCGUGCACGAUUGAAAGUUGUCAGUUCGGAGGCACUAAACUGACAAGACGUCGGUUUAAGUAAACAACAGACAACGUCUUUUGGAUAUCCUCAAACAAGUCGAUUGGAGAGGAAAGUAAAAAAAAUGAGAGCCUGAUUUUAUCUUGCAGUGGAGGCCCCGCAGGAGAGAUAGGGUUUUGGAGGACAAAAUAAAAAUCAGGCACCGGGGAGGUGAGUGGCGGAUUUACCCUCAGAGGGGGUAAAAACAACAACAACAACAACAAAACCAAAACAUGACUGUGGUGUCCCAGGACAAUAAAGAAGAGGCUGUGACGGUCACCCUUUUGUUACAAGAUGCUGCUGACUUGGAACCGGCGGACCAGGAGUGCAGCGAGAGGGUGGUCAUCAACGUAUCGGGCCUGCGCUUCGAGACGCAGCUGAAAACCCUGUCGCGCUUUCCGGGGACGCUCCUCGGGGAUCCGCGCAAAAGGACGCGCUUCUUCGACCCGCUGAGGAACGAGUACUUCUUCGACAGGAACAGACCGAGCUUUGACGCCAUUCUCUAUUAUUACCAAUCGGGAGGACGGCUCAGGAGGCCCGUGGGUGUACCUGUGGACAUUUUCCUGGAGGAAUUAAAGUUUUACGAACUCGGGGAGGAAGUCAUAGAGCUGUACAAAGACGACGAGGGCUUGCCGAGAGAGGAGGAGCGGCCGCUGCCGACCAACGAGUUCCAGCGGCAGCUCUGGCUCCUGUUCGAGUACCCGGAGAGCUCGGGACCCGCGCGGUCCAUCGCCAUCGUGUCCGUUAUGGUUAUUUUGAUAUCCAUCAUCAUAUUCUGCUUGGAGACUUUACCGGAGUUCAGAGAGGUGCCCCCCGAGCCAGAGCAGCACGCCAACGGAAGCGCAGACAGCACUGCGCCGAGCCCCUUCACAGAUCCCUUCUUCAUGGUGGAGACGCUUUGCAUCGUGUGGUUCUCCUUUGAGUUCACCAUGAGGUUCCUGUCCUGUCCCAGCAAAGCGGCCUUCUUCAAGAACAUCAUGAACCUGAUAGACGUGGUGGCCAUCGCGCCCUACUUCAUCACCCUGGGCCUGGAUCUGGCGGAGCAUGAGGGCAGCAGUCAGCAGGCGGCCUCCCUGGCCAUCCUGAGGGUCAUCAGGCUGGUGCGCGUCUUCCGGAUCUUCAAGCUCUCCAGACACUCCAAAGGCCUGCAGAUCCUGGGCCAGACUCUCCACGCCAGCCUCAGGGAGCUAGGGUUGCUCAUAUUCUUCCUGCUCAUUGGGAUUAUUUUGUUCUCCAGCUCGGUGUAUUUCGCCGAAGUGGAGGACCCCGAGUCGACGUUUUCGAGCAUACCGGACGCGUUCUGGUGGGCCGUGGUGACGAUGACCACGGUGGGCUACGGAGACAUGUAUCCCUCCACCAUCGGGGGGAAAUUCGUUGGUUCCCUGUGCGCAAUCGCCGGAGUGCUGACCAUAGCCCUACCUGUUCCCGUCAUCGUGUCGAAUUUCAAUUAUUUCUACCACAGAGAGAACGAAGAAGAGGAAAAUGUGCAGUACAUCCAUGUGACCUGCGGGCAGCCGGAGCAACAGUGCUCCUUUGGGGAGACGGAUUCCACAAAAAGUAACCAGUCCCUCUCCAAAACCGAGUCCUAUCAGGGGAGCGACGACCUUGAGGUCCUGACUCAUCCAAACGCGACUCAGCCGGGGGCUUACACAGGAAAGCUGACGGAUGUGUAAACAAGACAAGUUUUUGUUUCUGGAGACAGAAGACUAAACGAAGCUUUUUUUCUUCCUUCAGUGACAAGAUUUACGUGUGGCAUUCUCUUC